Messenger RNA from Drosophila innubila, 967 nucleotides. RefSeq names its product chymotrypsin-2. The coding region runs from base 24 to 896 and encodes 290 amino acids. Gene Ontology annotation, biological process: proteolysis. Gene Ontology annotation, molecular function: serine-type endopeptidase activity. Lineage: Eukaryota; Metazoa; Arthropoda; Insecta; Diptera; Drosophilidae. The record is from RefSeq and is a predicted model, not a curated record. The transcript has a single exon.
GUUUCAAUUGACCAGUAAAAACAAUGAGAACAUUGCCAAAAACAACGCUGUCCAAAGGCCUCAUCAGUCUCUGUCUUUGUCUGCUCUUCAUCCAUCUCCAAUCUUUGGAUGCAUUGCGUUUACAUGGAGAACCAUUUCCGGCUCAAGCUGCGAUUUCCCUGAGAUCUUCAGCUAGAAUUUCCGCUGAGAGAGAGGGACGCAUAACUGGAGGAGAUCUGGCGGCUCUGGGAGAAUGGCCUUGGAUUGUCUCUGUGCAGAAUCAAUUUGGCUUUGAUUUUUGCGGUGGUGUGAUUAUCGAUGAUGUUUGGAUACUGACAGCUGCCAGUUGUGUCUCUGGUUUGAGAGCACGCAAUUUAAUGGUUCUAGUCGGAACUUUGUCCAGUUGGAAUAACAGUGCAUUGCAUUAUUUUGUGGAUCAGAUUCAUGUGCAUUGCAAUUUUGAUAAACCACUUUAUCACAAUGAUAUUGCAAUGUUGCGCUUGACCGAAUCCAUCAAAUACAACAAGGAGACGGCAAAGAUUUCCCUCUCCGAGGUCGAUGAGCUGCAGGAGGGGGAUAAGUUGUCCUUUGCCGGCUGGGGCACUACCACAGCUGAGGGCAGCAGAUCCCAAUACUUGCAACAAUCCCAGGGAAACUAUCUGUCUGUGGAUAAAUGCCGCACUGCACUCGGCGAAACUGAAGAUGUGGAUCUGGGUCAUGUCUGUGUGCAAAUGGAGAAAGGAAAGGGAAUUUGUUAUGGUGACACUGGUGGACCUCUGAUUAAUUCCCAAGGUCAGCUCGUGGGCAUUGGCAAUUGGGGUGUGCCGUGUGGCAGGGGUUAUCCGGAUGUCUAUGCUCGUGUGCCCUUCUACCACGAUUGGAUACGCACCAUCAUCAAUGGCUGUGGAAAAGUCUAGAUAUAUAUAUUUAAUUGCACUUGUAGUUAUGUCAUUAUCAGCUUGUGAUUAAAUGAUUUUUAUGAUCCAUA